GUUGAUACGAUGACGAAACCGGUAGACUACAGGGGAGCAGUAGUAGAGGACUUAGAUUUACAGCCUGCCUUGACUGUAUAUGCCAAUGAAUCUAUCGAUAAAGUAUUAAUAGCUGCAUAUGAACGCGAGUUCAGCCAGGUUCCCGUACUAAAUGAUGAGUCAAACAAGAAGAUAAUAGGAUAUAUCGAUGUAGAGAAGCUACUUAAACAGGACAACGAUCAUAGUAAGAGCGUCAAUGACUACACAAUUCGUUUCGCCUCGAAGAACAAACGUUUCAGAGUAAUAACGCCCUAUACACCACUUGAAGAGUUAGACAGCUUUUUAAUAGAUAACGAAUUCGCUAUUGUUACGGACCAACAAAGAAAGUUCGUACUAGGAAUAGCCACCAGAGGAGAUCUCAGCAACUUCCGUAAGCGCAGAGGGUCAGUUUAAAGUAUUGAUAAAUAUCCUUUGUAUAAAUAGACAAUUUCACUUUCUUUCAUCUACUCUCAUCUAGAAUGUCCUCCCAGGCUGGACUACAGAGACGCAGAGUGAACAAUAAUACUCAGAAUGAUGACAGUACAAGCUCAGGAAGGAAUUCAUCCUCUUUACCGUCAUCUCCGAGGCUGAGCACCGUUGGAAGAGGCGUAGCAUAUGAUCCUCGGGAUUUGCAAGUAGAGGAAGAGCAGAACCAACACCCUAAACUAACGCUUAUGGAAGAGGUUUUGUUGUUAGGUUUGAAGGAUAGGCAGGGAUACCUUAGUUUCUGGAAUGACAAUAUCUCCUACGCCUUAAGAGGUUGCAUACUCAUAGAACUCGCACUUAGGAAGAGAAUCGCGAUGGUACGCGAUCCAAACAGGCGAAGAUACGAUCUUGCGGAUAGACUAGUCGAAGUGACGAAUGACAAGCUCACUGGCGAGGUACUCCUCGACGAGACACUCAAACUUAUCAAAACAAGCGAGAAGCUCAGUGUCGGCAAUUGGAUCGACCUUCUGAGCGGUGAAACAUGGAAUGUUAUGAAAAUCGGCUACCAACUAAAGCAAGUCCGCGAAAGAUUAGCGAAAGGUCUAGUAGAUAAAGGUGUUCUCCGCACAGAAAAGAAGAACUUCCUGCUUUUUGAUAUGGCAACACAUCCAAUCGUCGACACUGUAUCAAAGCGUGAUGCAAUUGAACGUGUUUUGGCCUUGGCUAAUCCAAAUACCGUUGCUUUGGACAUGAACAAACUAUACAAAAAUCCAAAUGUCAGAGCUCGUGUAACAAGAUCUGUAGCAUUGUUAUUAUCAGGUUAUGCUGCCUCCGUUCUCGAAAAUGCUUUUGCUACCUUAAACUACGAUACAAGAGAGGAGGCCUUUAUGAGGACAGACGAGCUCCUUAACGAAUUUGGCGUCUGGCCCUGGGGUUUCGUUGGUACAGGUUCAGGAUCCGCCGUAGAUGGUGCCACAGGUAUUGGUUCUGCUUCUAUAGAUACAUCUGAUCAAGUUGAGACACCAGCAUCUGCUGCGAUGUCCCAUGCAUCUGCUGCACAAAUCACAAAUCUCGUCAGAAGUGCCAAAGAGGAAGUUGGCGAGGAUGAGCUUGAGUUUGAAGUUAUUGCUACUGUAUUCUCAGUAUUUGGAAAGAUGGAUUCAUUAUUGUAGAUUUAGAUUUAGGUAUACCCAUUGAAUAUAGUACAAAAAUAUAAUAAAUGAUAGAUUAUUACUCGUUCCAUAGGUUAUCGGUUUCUGCGGGUGCAGGUGCUAUUUCGUAUCUAGAACUCUCAGCAGGAAGUUGGACGUCUUCAUCAUUUUCUACUUGUUGUUUUCCCUCUUCUUCCUGCUCUUCCUGCUCUUUCCGCUCGUCUUGUCGCUGAACUUCUGGUUCCAAUGUGGAUUCUUCUGUUGGCUGUGCCUGAUUUGUUUGAGAAGUCUUCUCACUUGGCUUGUCCUGCUCUUUCGAAUACUCUAUUUUG
Messenger RNA from Wallemia mellicola CBS 633.66, 1927 nucleotides. RefSeq names its product Golgi phospho protein 3. The transcript has 5 exons. Gene Ontology annotation, molecular function: phosphatidylinositol-4-phosphate binding. Bases 498 to 1616 code for a protein of 372 amino acids. The record is from RefSeq and is a predicted model, not a curated record. Lineage: Eukaryota; Fungi; Basidiomycota; Wallemiomycetes; Wallemiales; Wallemiaceae. Gene Ontology annotation, biological process: Golgi organization; Golgi vesicle budding; Golgi to plasma membrane protein transport. Gene Ontology annotation, cellular component: Golgi cisterna; trans-Golgi network; cytosol.